Messenger RNA from Colletotrichum phormii, 423 nucleotides. RefSeq lists its product as uncharacterized. The transcript has 2 exons. The coding region runs from base 75 to 281 and encodes 68 amino acids. NCBI's taxonomy places the organism in Eukaryota, Fungi, Ascomycota, Sordariomycetes, Glomerellales, Glomerellaceae. The record is from RefSeq and is a predicted model, not a curated record.
AUCGAACUUGCGGUAGUAUUCAUCCGAAGCACGCAUACGUGGGUAACUGCUCACUACCUGCUAUGUUUUAAGAAAUGAACGGAUCCACGGGCGCAGUUACGACUGACAAGUUUUUUUUUUUUUUACCUACCUUACGCACAAGCCCCAUUCAUCAUCAGCAUCAGCAUCAGGACAUUUCGGUAUCCCGCAAUCGCAAACACGAUUCCAUUCUAGAACCGGUAAGAAACCCCCCCUCAAUCCCUCUAUGCUCGUCCCUGUCGUUCGGCCAGGGGGUGGGAUGAAAAGUGUGAGCCUUGAGCUUUGACCUUUUUUUUUUCCUUUCUCCCUCUCCAGAAUUUCAGGUACGGAGUACGUGCGGAUAUUCCAACGUACGUGCGCAGUAUCCGUACCUCAUGCAUCUUUGGUUACUUACGGAUACUGCGU